CCCGCCGCCCCUGAUGCGCCGGCGGAGUGCGAUACCAAUAUCAAACGCUCUAGCUUCACGAUCAGAUUUCGGCGACUAAACGACAUAUCUCCUGCUGGGGACCUGCAGUUACCAACUUUACCAAACUCAAGCGAACCGAUCUUGCAAAAAAAAAGCCAAAAAUGGGCGACGAAGAAAACUCGGGAUCGGGAACUAUCUACUCCCGCAACAAGGAGGACACACUUGAGGCCGAGACCCUGCUCUGGCGCGCCAUGUGCGACUCCAAGCCCAAGCACCUCAAGAAGUACCUCGACAAGGAGGCUGUUCUCGCCCACCCCGGCUACAAGCCCUACUCUCCGAAAUCCAAGCCGACCCUACAAGAGUUCCUCGACGAGGACUGGGAGCCCUGGACGGCCUACAAGAUGCACGAUGACCCCGAGUUCGUCGAAAUCGACGUCAUGAGCUCCAGCCUCGUCUACCGCGUCACCGCCUGGCGCCAGAAGGGCAACAAGCUGGUCGCGACCGAGGGCAUCUGCAACAGUGUUUGGAAGCAGGAGCCCGGCGGUGAGUGGACUUGCUGCUGCCACCACAUGAGCACUGUUUGAGCGAAAUUUGAUGCUUAAUGAGGGUUUUUUUUUUUUUUUUUAAUGGGUUUCGGG
Colletotrichum navitas is the source of this 638-nucleotide messenger RNA. RefSeq lists its product as uncharacterized. Lineage: Eukaryota; Fungi; Ascomycota; Sordariomycetes; Glomerellales; Glomerellaceae. Bases 162 to 584 code for a protein of 140 amino acids. The transcript has a single exon. The record is from RefSeq and is a predicted model, not a curated record.